AUGGAGGAUCGUCUACAAGUUACGCCACACUUCACUGACGCCACGUGUGGCGGCGCUCUUCUGACCAACCAGGAAGCUCCAAGCUCGACAUCUGGCCUCGAGCGUCAUCUCAACACCAUACCAACGCCCCGCGAUCAACAUCACGUCAAUCCGGCGCAUUACGACGUUGAAUCCAUUGCAGUCGCCUUCCUCUUCAGGACAUACUCCAAAUCACGUCGAGAGAGGCAUCGCCUCAUCGCCAUCAUGGCUUCAUCAUUCCCUCGAUCGAGUAUCCAACUCGAUUACCCUCUAUAUGCCAUCGACUUCGACCCUGAGGAUGCGACUCGAGUUGUUGUAGGCGGCGGAGGUGGUGCCGGCCGAUCUGGUGUCGGUAACAAAAUCACUGUCCUUGAGACUGUUUCCCAGCAGGAACUUCGCUCGGCCGGAGAGAUCGCCCUUUCUCGCGAUGAAGACAGCGUCAUGUCCCUCGCUGUUGGUCCUCACAGGGGCAAAUCCACAUACCUUUACGCCGGCGUCAACUCCAGCCCAGAAAGCAUCGCAAAGGGCAAGAAUGAGCACCUCCGAGCCCUGAGCGUUGAUCCCUCCAAGCUGCGUACUUCGGUCGGAGCUAAGACCCCCGAUACGAACAUCACAGAAGCGUCGCGAACAGCUCUCUUCCAAGACCCCGAAGUCGAUACAUACCAGCGACUGUUGCGCAUUGCCGGAUCGACCGGUGUUGCAGCUACAGCGAUGAGCAAGGAGCCUCAAUUGGCGAUUUUUGACGUCGCAGGCGCUGCUGUCAAGUUGCUCAGCGUUCUCAAGAUCGAGAAAGAGGCUGAGGAUUUGGAUAUCGUACAGACAGGAGAGAACGAGUUCCAAAUCGCAUACUGCUACAAGUACGAGCUGUGGCUUGUCAACGUUAGCGGCAAGGAGAUCAGCGAACCACGACGGGUCUAUGUCAUGAUGGAUGACCAUGGCGAGCGACCAGCUUUCCGAGCGCUUCGAUACCUGAGCCCCAACUUCCUCGUGGCUGCGACCAAUCUUCCCAAGCGAAGCGGAGUCGUGAUACAGGCUUUCAGAUUGCCCAAGUUAGAGCAGGCAGAGGCGCGCCUGUGCCUCAAUGCCAGAAUACCAAGGAAGAUUUCUGCAACCGCAUUCGCCGUCGCCAACCUAUCCCCUCCAUCUUCACCAUUUGGCGCUCUUGGUGAAACACAGUUUGUCAUUGCUGUUGCGGGCCACGAUUGCUCCAUUACUCUAUACACACUUGAGCACACUGUGGGUGGUUCUAUUGAGCUACUUUCCAAGCUAUGGCAUCUGCAUACACUGAAGGAAGUCCACGGAAACGCUAAUAUCACUGCUAUGGCCUUCUCUCGUUUCGUCACACCAAAGAACAAUCUCCGCCAGCAAUAUAUCAAGCUAGCCAGCACAUCUCUGCAAAAAACAGUUGUGGUUAACAGUAUCGCCCUGAAGAAGCACGUUGAAAAGGCCCCGCGUAACAAGAAGGGUCCUCCCCGUGCUGCGCGCUAUGUCACAGCCGUGAAGUCCCGUGGUGUCUCUUCUCGUGGUCUUGGUAUCACUAUGGCCAUCUUUGCCCUCCUCAUGGCUCUUGUCGCACAGGCUGUUCUCGAACUCUCGGGUCAAAACACCCCGAUUCUUGGUGUGGAAAGGAUAUUCCCUGCCGCAUGGCAUGGCUCUCUACGUGCUCCCGACCACCCACCGGCAGCAUUUCUCGCUGACGAGUUUCUUGCCAAGCUCGGCGGUCGAGACAUUGUCAAGACAGUAACCGGCGAGACUCUUGUGGUAUACGAGGGCGAUCUCCCUCCCGCAACAGCCGGCGGUGACGACCAAGUGCCGGAGCUCAAGCUCGAUGUCCACGAGCCUUCUGUCCACGGCCCGGGCAUGACGUGGGAAGAGCUGGGCGAAGAGCAGAAGGAGGCAUGGAAGGCUCGUCUUAAAGAGGCUGGCGCCUGGACACAGACCAUGGGCGAGGCCGUUUUCAAGGGUAUUCUCUUUGGCGAGAUUGCGGGUGCCGUCGGUCGAGCCGUUGCUGGUUAA
Fusarium pseudograminearum CS3096 is the source of this 2034-nucleotide messenger RNA. RefSeq lists its product as uncharacterized. The coding region runs from base 1 to 2034 and encodes 677 amino acids. Gene Ontology annotation, molecular function: protein binding; GTPase activator activity; guanyl-nucleotide exchange factor activity. Gene Ontology annotation, cellular component: endoplasmic reticulum membrane. Gene Ontology annotation, biological process: protein secretion. The transcript is spliced from 2 exons. The record is from RefSeq and is a predicted model, not a curated record. Lineage: Eukaryota; Fungi; Ascomycota; Sordariomycetes; Hypocreales; Nectriaceae.